This is a messenger RNA of Daldinia childiae, 1053 nucleotides long. Its product is annotated as L-saccharopine oxidase. The transcript has 2 exons. Gene Ontology annotation, molecular function: sarcosine oxidase activity; flavin adenine dinucleotide binding; saccharopine oxidase activity. NCBI's taxonomy places the organism in Eukaryota, Fungi, Ascomycota, Sordariomycetes, Xylariales, Hypoxylaceae. Bases 1 to 1053 code for a protein of 350 amino acids. The record is from RefSeq and is a predicted model, not a curated record.
AUGGCAACUCUAAUCAUCGGCGCUGGAUGUUUCGGGGCAUCGACGGCAAAAUUCCUAAAAGAGGCGGACCCUAACGCCGACGUGAUCUUACUCGACCAAGCGCCGUUCCCGGACCCGGCUGCGGCUGCGCACGAUUUUAACAAGAUCAUAAGGGCAGAAUAUGAUGACCCGAUGUACAUGAAGCUAGCGCUCGAGGCCAAGGAUGCGUGGUCCGAGACAGAUCCCGUUGUCACACCCUUCUUCCAUCAGACAGGAGCACUUUGGUCUAUCACAGCUGCUAGGACACAGACGCUCGUGGAUAACUACGAGACUCUACUAGGCCCCGGAAAGGCACCUCUUGAAAUCCUUAGCUUGGAUGAGACGCGUACCCGCUUCCCACUUCUUGGGAGCUGCCGCUUCGAGGGCGGGGCUGAGCAGUGUAUACUAAGUCCAGAAGCCGGGUGGGCUGACGCAGCUGGGGCACUACAAGCUGUUAUUAAAGCUGCUGUUGAUAGCGGUGUCCGAUACGAAGUCGGCACGGCAGAGAAGCUAGAGUUCGAUUCGGACGGUACAUGCACUGGUGUCUCGACGACAGAUGGCAGGUCGUUCUCCGCCCGACGUAUCGUCGUGUCCUCAGGCGCUUACACGCCGUGGCUUCUCGCAGAGAGUGCCCCUGAAAAUCCAGACCUCCACGCCGGAAACCGGAUGAAAGCAGCAGCCGUAUUGAUGUGCUUAUUCAAGGUCCCGCGCGGCGACGCCGGGCUAGACAUGUUUAAAGACGCACCAGUUAUCGUUCACCCCUACGGAGACUUUCCUGCCGAGUGUAUACCACCUGGAAGUCUCGGUGGCCCCGAUUUGGCGAAGUGUACGCACGAAUUCCCGUACACUCGCAAUGCCUACAGCGAGGCGGCGAAGCAGGAGAUCUCGGUUCCACCGCUCUCAAAAAGCGACCGUAUGACGUGGACACGAGACCUCCCGGACGCUUUGAAGGCAAAUUCGGCAAAAGUUCGAGAUAUGUUCUUCGGGAACUCGGUGCAGGGUAUGACUCCUGAGUCGUAUCGACUUUGCUGGUAG